UCAAUUAAUGAAAUCAUUCUCAUAUAGGAGUGUCCAGUCCGUAUAAAGUGAAGUGUUUCUGUUCCCUCGCUGUUAUUUCCUCGGUGAUGGAGAGCAACAGGUGCACCGGACAGCCGCACCGCGCGGCUCUGAUUCUGGCCCGCGGCGGCAGUAAAGGAAUCCCUCUGAAGAACAUCAAGAGUCUGGCCGGUGUUCCUCUCAUCGCGUGGGUUCUGAGAGCUGCCUUGGAUUCAGAAGUCGUUGACAGCGUGUGGGUUUCCACAGAUCAUGAUGAGAUCGAGCGCGUCGCAAGAGUCUGGGGCGCAAAAGUUCAUCGGCGCAGUCCUGAAGUUUCCAAAGACUCGUCCAGCUCACUGGAGACCAUCCAGGAGUUCAUCCGACUGAGACCCGAGGUGGACAUCGUCUGUCAUAUUCAGGCCACGUCUCCAUGCCUCCACCCUCAUCACAUCAGAGAGGCCCUGCAGAUGAUCACUGAACAGGGUUGUGACUAUGUGUUUUCGGUGGUUCGCAGACACCAGUUUCACUGGGAGGAGGUGGACAAGAAAGAGGGGAAGAAUCCAACUCCUCUGAACAUUGACGUGGCGCACAGGCCUCGACGUCAAGAUUGGCGCGGGGAACUCUACGAAAACGGCUCUUUCUAUUUUAGUACGAGAAAGGCUUUGGAAAACGGCCUUAAACAAUUGGGCAAGAUCGCCUACUAUGAAAUGCUGCCUGAGUACAGCGUUGAUAUCGACGUGGACAUCGACUGGCCUGUCGCUGAGCAGAGAGUUCUGAGGUUUGGCUACUUUGGCCGAGAGGAGAACGCGGCGGUCAGGCUGUUUCUGUGUAAAGUGUCUGGCUGUUUGACAAAUGGACAGAUAAUCACAUCGGUUUCAGGCGAGGACCAUGUGGCCAUCAAUGCUCGAGACGUGGCAGGCAUACACAUGCUGCAGAGAGAAAAUAUAGAGUCACUGAGUGAUAAGGAAACAUCCUAA
Messenger RNA from Sinocyclocheilus grahami, 974 nucleotides. It is a transcript of the gene cmasb, whose product is annotated as cytidine monophosphate N-acetylneuraminic acid synthetase b. The coding region runs from base 87 to 974 and encodes 295 amino acids. NCBI's taxonomy places the organism in Eukaryota, Metazoa, Chordata, Actinopteri, Cypriniformes, Cyprinidae. Gene Ontology annotation, molecular function: N-acylneuraminate cytidylyltransferase activity. The record is from RefSeq and is a predicted model, not a curated record. The transcript is spliced from 7 exons.